Molecule: messenger RNA, 2538 nt
Organism: Penicillium arizonense
Lineage: Eukaryota; Fungi; Ascomycota; Eurotiomycetes; Eurotiales; Aspergillaceae
Exons: 1
Coding region: 1-2538 (845 amino acids)
Source: RefSeq, a predicted model, not a curated record
AUGCUUCAAGCAACUGCCGCAGCAUCACGGGCAAUGCGUGGAAGUGAUAGAUCGUCGCAGGAACAAAAGACCUCAUACGACCGUCUGGGUGGUCCAGCAAACAUUGCCGUUCCUCGAAGACGCCCCGGAUCAAGCCUUCGGUUUACAGAUGAUGGGACCCAGAGAAGCUUCCCAGCAUUUACAACCCCACGCCAGUCUACAGAAAGAGCUGGCGGAGCCGGCCGAGUUUCGCGUGCAGAUGAUUCUGCUGUCCUUCCACCAAUCACAGAAUUCAGAGGUCUCGAUGGGCGUAACAGCUCUGUUCCCUCUUCAUAUCGUCGGCUACGCAAAGCCAAGUCAAUGUUCUCGACCAGACAGCAAACUUCACAGACCCCGUAUGGAGUGCCGGCACUGCCCUGUGGUGACCCCUCUGAUCCUGAACGGAGCCCUGGUUUCCACCUGCCACGAACAAUGAGACGGACAAUGUCAUUCCUACACGGAAGUGGUCAAUCGCAAGCUGACCAGGACGCCAAGAACCAUGAUGAAUCUCUUCGGCUGGCUCGAAGCCAAUUCAAUUUGGAAUCCGAGGACGUGGGGAUCCAGACUCGCCGGUCUUCCUUCUUGCUCAGGCGCAAGAGGGAGCACAGGCCGUUCCGAAAGACAUUUCGUGCCACAAGUGAGGGUGGUACUGAUCAAAACACUGGAGAUCCUCGUAGAACGUCUCGGACUAUAUCAAGUUCCAUCAAAAAUGGGUUCAGACGGGUGUUUGGCUUCUCCAAGAUGCCAGAGCAAUCCGCCUUGCAGGGCGAUAUCAAGUACGGCGAGCCCUUCAACACAAGCCCCAUCGAGAGAAUAUCACAGGAUUGUUCUCGUCGCGAAAGCAAAGAUACAGAGCGUUAUGCUGGCCCCAGUCCUUCCCCGGAUAUGUCCUAUACUCCCAGCUGUGAUAGCCUUUACACUGGCAAGUCCCGAGUUACCAGCUGGGCUGACUCUAGCAUAGCAGACACUGUUACUACCAGGAGACCUGGGCACCGCCAAUCGCUCUCCUUUAUCAGAGAAGAUGGAGACCUGGACCCAAGGGUGGCUGCAAGCGACAUGGGAGAUUCUGAGAAUCAAAUUUCUUUGGAUAUGAGAUCAAAUCCCCGUCCAAUCGGGGUUGUGGACAGCCAUGAGCUGUACUCUGCUUUGAUGGAACAAAUGGGCCGAAAUGCCCUACCCAACCCGAACGAAGGGAUUGUUUUCGGGUCAGUGCCAAAGCAUUCUGUUAUUCCAGAACGGAACAAUUCAGUGUACUCUCAGCGCGGUAGGCGCAGUAUCCGCCAUGUCCCAAGCGAAGGAUCCUCAGCCUCACCCAAGUCAUUUGCAACAGCACGCGGUGGUGAUCAGUCAAGCCCGCAGAGGUGUCACCCACAUCUGAGCCGAUCUUUUGCUUCCAUGCAGACUUCCAGGGGCAUGUCUGUUUAUGGGACAAGUCAACAAGUCCCAGGAAAAUCCCCACGUUCAAUGUACGCUGCGAGUGAGGGAUCCGAGGAUGAAGACGGCAGCAUCAUCAUCGCCCGGUUCGGGGGUUCGAAAAGAGAUGUGGUGUCUCCAAGUGUUUAUUCCCGGUCCACCAGUGGCAAUACCCCGACAAAUGCUGACAAUACCGAUUCAGUUGACACGCACACCCUAUGCGUGGACGAUGAACCUGGAACAGCAACAAUCUUUGCUCCUCAGCGAACUACUUACAGCUCAUCGAAGCGCUCUGCUCGCAUCGCAUCUUCCAGAAGUCAUGCCAAACCCAGUGCUGAUUGGCACCAAUGGAUGAGCUCCCAGAUUGAUAGGAUUGAGCAGGCAAGCCCCACGAGAGAACAUGUCAGGGAAGAUGCGCAAUUCCAAGAUGAUGACGAAUACCUGACCAGAAUAGCUCAACAAGUCCCCAUCCCUGGUCCGGUCUCAACAAACUGUAUUAACACUCCGACUAGCCAGGGUUAUGCCGCGCACAAAUCUUCUGUUGAAAUCAGAGUCCCAUCACAAGGCAAUUUCUCUCGUCCUUUCAGUCAGGCCUCCAACAUGAGGACCAUUUUGGCAUCGCAGAAGUUUGAUUCAGGGGUCAUGGCACAGGAUUACUCGAGCACCCCAGCCACGGGUCCAGUCGCUAUAUCUAACGAAAACGCUUCGCCCAAGUCUAGCCAGAUUGCUGAGGACGAGAUGCUGUCGCCAAUCCGGAUCAGAUCCAGUAACAUGCAGGCCCCAGAGUCCCCAACGCCAAAGAAGAUGGGAGCUAAGCGGACUUGGACGCAAGAGCAACACCGACGGUAUUCCGCCAGACGUCCACCAAUUUCGCAGGAUGGUAAGCCUGGCCAGUUCCGAUCCAUGCGCAACCAACGAGACGCCCGUGGUAAUAACGAGAAUGUGAGACAUCAACAUGAGUACAAUGACGUGAUGGAAAACUAUCAUCUCCAGGACAUUCACUCUACCAUCUCAAGCAAGCGCAUGGUGGACAUGUUUUUGGACAGUCGACGCCAACAGAUGGGUGAAACUUCUGAUAACAAGACAGCAACCGAGGCUUUUAUUUGA